CUGGCUGGGGGCUGGUGGGAGAGGUGUCCCUCAGGACAUAGCUGAAACACACAGGCUGGGAUAAGACUUUGCUCGUGGUCCGGGAAGUCUGGGUGGUCCUGCUGCUACAACUACUUGGAAAUAAGGUGCCCAGGGUAGUCCCUCUCAAGUCUCUCCCUGCUGCCUCAGGAAGAGCUGAGCCUCAUUUACAACCCUUGGCUGCCCUGCAAGAAGCUCAUCAUGCUGACGGAAGACAUGAAGCUCUGGCAUGGCUUAGUGAUCGCAGUUGUGUCCUUGGUCCUACAGGCAUGCCUCCUCGCAGCCAUCAACUACCUGCUCAGCAGGCACAUGGCCAAAAAAAAUGAACAGUUACUAAAAAGAGCCAGGCUCCAGGACCCCAGGCACAGCCCUGCCCAGCACCACUCACCUGCUGCCCAGAAGAAGGAGACUUCGGCAGAGAGGAGCACCCCAGUGUCUGAGCCCCACUGCAGAAAUGACAGUGACACAUCCUCAGAUAGCUCCGAGGCCUCGGACAGCGCCAGCAUCUUGCCUCCCACCUGCCAGACCACCAAGAAUGUGAAUUACACACAAGUGGUCUUUUCAGCCACUGGAGGGCGAAAAAACAAAUCUGCCCUGGACUAUGAGAACAUAAAGGAAGCAACGGAUUAUGUCAAUGUCAACCCAAGAAGACACAAGCACAAUUUCUUGAAUCCUGUGAACCCUGCUGUCUCCAAGCCAGUGGAAUACUCCAUAGCAGCCUUGUAAAUUCUAGGCUUAAAAAAAAAUUCUUACCUGAGGGUAUGUUUAUUGAUUUUAGAGAGAAAGGAAAUGGGUGGAGAGAGAGACACACACGCACACACAUUGACACUGAUGUGAGAGAGAAAUGUUGAUGGGUUGCCUCCCACUAGCGCCCUAGUUGGGGAUCUAGCCCAUGGCCUUUUGCUGUGUGUGAUGAUGCUCUAAACACCUGAGCCACUGGCCAGAACUAGAAUUUUGUUUUGUUGUUGUUGUUUUUUUAAUGGAGCAAAGUUUUCUACAAAUUUUUGUACACAACUGUAGAAGGUUUACUUUUUGUUUUUUAACAAGGCAUAGGAAAAAAAUAGGCUUGUAUCUCCACGAGAAAGAUUCAGCUAAAAUGUUAGAAAGAACUCAAGGGUAAGUAUGAAAACAUCAGAACAUAUGAGGAGAUAAAGUGGACAUCUCCAUUGAAAAUUUUUUAAAAAUAUUUUAAUCAGUUAUAGUAGAGUCCUGUUUGGCAAUCUUACAAUCAAAUUACUCUUUGAGCUCUUCGAUUAUUGGCAAUAAACAACUUCCUUAAAAGUUUUAAAUAAAAUAGCAAUAAUCAGUUUCUCUUUUCCUCUUGCCCAACCCGGCAUGUGUCUGCUGAGGAACCUGCUUUGCCCUCAGAACUUUAAACCGUCCCACUAGCUUAGAAAGCCCAUUGUCACUCAGCCUUUGGAUUUGCUGCUUCUCAUGGACAAAAGCUGACUGUAGAUCCUGGUAAACGCCAACCAGCAUUGCAAUCUGUUAUCACAAGAAAAAUUUUUCAAAGU
Artibeus jamaicensis (Jamaican fruit-eating bat) is the source of this 1532-nucleotide messenger RNA. It is a transcript of the gene RHEX, whose product is annotated as regulator of hemoglobinization and erythroid cell expansion. NCBI's taxonomy places the organism in Eukaryota, Metazoa, Chordata, Mammalia, Chiroptera, Phyllostomidae. The coding region runs from base 220 to 744 and encodes 174 amino acids. The record is from RefSeq and is a predicted model, not a curated record. Gene Ontology annotation, cellular component: plasma membrane. The transcript is spliced from 6 exons.